AUGUCGACCACCGCCCCCAAGAUCAAGCUGUACACUAACCAUGGCUGCCCUUGGGCUCACCGCGCACACAUCGCCCUCGCCGAGCUCGGCCUCCCCUUCGAGGAGGAGAUCAUCGACCUCUCGGUGCCCCGCACGCAGGAGUACCUCAAGAUCAACCCGCGCGGCCUGGUUCCGUCGCUCUCGUACGACGGCGAGAUCGUGACCGAGUCCGCCAUCGUCAGCCAGUUCCUCGCCGACGCGCACCCCUCGCACCUCGUCCCCGUCGCGGGCUCCAAGGACGCUGCCCUCCGCCGGGCGCGCAUCAACUUCUUCGUCGACACCUUCUUUAGCAAGGCCAACUCGCUGCUGUUCAAGCUGCAGCUCGCAAAUUCCGACGCCGAGGUUCAGGAGUUCGCCGCGAGCUACGUCGACGUCAUCGCGAAGGAGCUCGAGCCGCUCUUGAAGGACGCCGCGCCCUACUUUGGCGGGAGCGACAAGGUCACCUUGGCCGAGGUCCUCACCGGCUCCUUCACCCUGAGGCUCGUCAGCUUCGCAAAGCACGGCCUCAUCCCAGAGAGCAUCCUCGGCUCCCUGGAGCAGAAGGCCCCCAACUUCUACAAGUGGGUUCAGGCAGUGAACAACACGCCCAGCGUCAAUGGGAUCUAUGAGGAGAAGAAGAUCGUCGAGCAUACGAAGCAAAGACUGGCCAGCAUGAAGGCCGCGAAAGUUUGA
Messenger RNA from Colletotrichum graminicola M1.001, 711 nucleotides. Its product is annotated as glutathione S-transferase domain-containing protein. The transcript is spliced from 3 exons. The coding region runs from base 1 to 711 and encodes 236 amino acids. NCBI's taxonomy places the organism in Eukaryota, Fungi, Ascomycota, Sordariomycetes, Glomerellales, Glomerellaceae. Gene Ontology annotation, cellular component: cytoplasm. The record is from RefSeq and is a predicted model, not a curated record.